This is a messenger RNA of Nanorana parkeri, 1507 nucleotides long. RefSeq names its product coiled-coil domain containing 62 (gene CCDC62). Bases 80 to 1507 code for a protein of 475 amino acids. The record is from RefSeq and is a predicted model, not a curated record. NCBI's taxonomy places the organism in Eukaryota, Metazoa, Chordata, Amphibia, Anura, Dicroglossidae. The transcript has 13 exons.
AGAGGAGUAAACUGCCGCUUUCUACAAGUGUUUGCAACAGCUGCUUUAUUUUCUGAAGGAGUGACCAUCAAAGAGCCUUAUGAACAACUCAGAUCUUCUAUCACCAAAGUUCUUGUCCUCGGAUCUGGAAAAUUCCACCAUCCAGAAACAGAGAAAAGAACUGCAGUUGCUGAUCGCUGAGCUGAAGGAUCGAGAUAAGGAGCUCAAUGAUAUUGUAUCACUGCAACAAAGGCAGCUGCUGGCUUGGCAAAAUGAUCGCCCAAAAAUUCUCACACUGGAGCAAAAGUGUGCCAGACUAGAAAGUGAUCUGCAGAAAAGGAACAACAUAAUCAAAUCAUUAACCAAGAGGAUACAAUUUUUGGAAGAACAGCACCAGGAUCGCAGGACAAACUUGGAAAACACCCAGCAGCAACUUCAGGAGCUCUCUCUCGUAGCAACAGAAGCCAAUAAUCAUUGCCAUGACUUAGAGGAAAAAAAUCGACGCUUGAGUGAAUCGGUUUUGGAGUUGUCAGCACAAGUUGGGCAACUACAGGCCCGAGAACAAGAGCUUUCCACUUUACUAAAGUUGAAGGAUGCAGACAUUAUAGAAGCAACCGAACACAUCAGAGAGUUUACAUCUCGAUUUAAGGAUUUAGAUGCAGAAUUGCGCAAGACCAGACGUAGGGAAACUACGAUUUCAAGGGAAGCACAAGAUCUUACGCCCAAGCUAAAGGGGUUGAAGACCGAAGUUCAUGAUCUAAAAGAUGACCUGAGUCAGAAGACGGUGGAGAACAAUGAGCAGAGGGAAGAGAUUAUCCGCCUAAAACAGGAAAGUGCCUACUUACAGGCUGAGCUGGUCUUUGCAGCUGAAAGAGAAAAGCGAAAAGAUCAGCUUCUUCAAUUGGCAAAAUCCAAAAAAGACAGAACAGACAUAGAACUGCAAAACCUGCGGCAGAUAUACAUGAAGCAGCAACACGAUUUACAAUUUCUUCAUGUGAAUUUGGAGGCAAAUGAUAAAGCACAGGCAGAUGCGGAUGUCAGUGGUCCACUGAACCUCAGUUCCUUGGUCUCUGAUGAAAGAGAUGAGUUCCUUGGAAGCUGUCAAAGCCUCCGUUUCAACUUAUUAGACCUGAAGCCUCCAUUGAUGCAAUCAAGCCUAAGAGACUCGGGACCUUUAAAAUGGCAACAAAAUGUGUGCUCCCCAACAAUGAAACUGCAGCGUUUGUUAGUGGAAUCUCGACAACUUGUUGCAGAUAUUGAACUCAGCAGUCUGCUUUCUACUCCGGACUGCACCUCAAGCCAAGUGUACAUUGCAGAACGGCUGCAACAACCAAAUAUCCAAAAGAAUGACAAUAUUGACACCAAACAUAAGAACUCUGAUAGUACAUGUUCUAGCCAUGUGAGACACCGCUCCGCCUGUCCCAUGCACCGUCCGGGACACCCACUUAGCAGAGCUGUGCUCUAUGUCAAUAUUUGUCCAGGUGACACCAGCCGCCCCCGCUGCGUCAUGACGCCACAGCUCGUCUAG